AUGAACAAUGUAACUCAAUAUUCUGAUCCUUUAUUUAAACAACGUGUAGUCGAAUAUUAUUUGAAAAACCAAUUACCGAAUCGGUGGCUCGAUAGAUAUGAUGGUACAUUUGCAUCAUUACAACAAAAAUAUCAUUCAGGAAGGCCACCAAUAUUAAAUAAACAACAAAUCAAUCAACUCAUUAUUAAAGUUGUUCGUUCUCUUAAUCGUCUUUUACGUACCAUUAAUUACGCUAAAAUCGCAAAUUUCAUCCGUCAAGAAACAAAUACUAAUGUUUCUCUUCGAACGGUUUCACGAUACGAAAAGAACAUUGGUAUUAAACAGAAGAAAACUGUCAAGCCAACCUACAGAGAAACAAAGCUACGUCGUAAAAUACAACGUGUAUCAAAUAAUACAAUUGCCUUUCUCGAUGAAACACAUGUUAAAUUGAAUCAACUUUACGGCUUCUACACUACUGGAACAACGCUGGUAGCACCAGGUGAGAAACCAUUUGUUAUUGUUACUGAUUCAUCAUCUUAUGCUGCUCAUUAUGAUAUGAUUGCAGCUAUUAUUGGUAAUCGAGUACUCCCACCAAUUAUUUUCACACCUGAAGACAGAAGAACAAGAAAUGUUAAAGGAAUCAAUAGUGAUAUGUUUAUUGAUUUUCUUGAAAAUGUUUUUUGUGCUUCAAUUAGUGAACUUGAUCCUUGUCCUAUGUAUUUAGUAUCAGAUAAAUCAAAUAUUCACAAUGUAUCAAAAAUUGAAAAGCUUUUCGUAAUGUUGGAUACACAGGAUUGA
Molecule: messenger RNA, 777 nt
Organism: Rotaria sp. Silwood2
Lineage: Eukaryota; Metazoa; Rotifera; Eurotatoria; Philodinida; Philodinidae
Source: the annotation of a GenBank genome assembly